Solanum tuberosum (potato) is the source of this 1609-nucleotide messenger RNA. Its product is annotated as hippocampus abundant transcript-like protein 1. The record is from RefSeq and is a predicted model, not a curated record. Bases 1 to 1350 code for a protein of 449 amino acids. Gene Ontology annotation, molecular function: transmembrane transporter activity. Gene Ontology annotation, biological process: transmembrane transport. Lineage: Eukaryota; Viridiplantae; Streptophyta; Magnoliopsida; Solanales; Solanaceae. The transcript has 15 exons.
AUGGAUAAGUUUGGAGGGUUAAAGCACUUGUUUGUGACGAUUUUUAUGUCGCAGUUGGCCAUAUUUGUUGUAACUCCGGCGAUGCCAGAUGUAACUAUGACGCUACUCUGUCCUGUCCAAGAUGAGUGUUCUCUCGUCAUUUACCUAUCUGGUUUUCAACAAGCGAUAAUUGGAAUUGGUUUAGUGGUAAUGAUGCCAAUUAUUGGGAAUUUGUCUGACGUGUAUGGAAGGAAAGCUUUGCUCACUGUCCCAGUCACUCUCUCCAUCAUUCCCCCAGUCAUAUUGGCAUAUAGGAGGACCAAGAAAUUUUACUAUGUCUCCUAUGUGUUGAGGACACUCACUGGCAUGAUAUGUGAUGGUGGUAUUCAGUGUGUGGCCCUUGCUUUUGUGGCAGACCAUAUGUCACAGGCAAAGCGUGCCUCCGCAAUCGGAAUUUUGGCUGGUGUUGGAUCUGCUGCAUUUGUCUGUGGAACCUUAGCUGAUCACUUCCUCUCUACUUCUCAGAUAUUUCUGAUUCUUCUCGUAGCAACAAUUGCAUCAACAAUUGCUGCUGUAUACGUGCAAAUUUUUCUAGAGGAUACAGCUCGCGUUAAAGAGUAUUCUAUUGAGGACCAGCCAAUUUUGAGAAAUAAUGAAAUGGAAGAUACUGAAUUGGAUUGUGAGACUACAAAGAAUAUAAAGCUGUUCAAGAAAGUUCCAUCCCUCAAGGAUAUCAUUUGCUUUCUUAGGAAGAGUCCUACUUUUUCUCUUGCAGCAUCUGUUGCUUUCUUGAAUAGCCUAGCAGAAGGAGGAGAACAAGCUCCAUUUCAGAAUAAAAUAAGUCCUUGCUGUAAAAUUUUGGCAUGUCGAAAACUGGUUCAUCUUGAGAGAAGCUGGAAUAACUUUGCUGAUGUGAUGCUUAUAGCCAACAUUUGCUCAGCAACUUCUCAGUUGCUCCUCAUGCCUAUGUUGGCUCCUCUUAUAGGAGAGGAGGUUCUGCUAUGCUUAGGACUGAUUGCUGGAUUUUCAAAUCUUCUUAUUGACAGUGUAGCACGAAAAAUUUGGAUUCCUUAUACUGCUGCAUUGUUGCCUAUUUUCACCUCCCUCGUGAAACCCUCUAUUCAAAGCAUUUUCUCAAAACAAAUUGGGCCUAGUGAACAGGGAAUUGCUCAAGGGUGCAUUUCAAGCAUAAGUUCCAUAGCUAACAUUCUCUCCCCCUUCAUAUUUAGUCCUCUUACCGCCUUAUUCCUUUCAGAAAAACCUCCUUUUCGAUAUCCUGGUUUUAGCAUCUUGUGCAUUGGCCUUGCUUGGUUGAUAGCUGUUAUUCCCAGUGCAAUGAUAAAGGUGAUUCCUCUCACCUCAAGAUGGUAACGACAUUGGAAGGGCAGCAGCUGAGACACAAAUUUUGGGUGGGAUGAAGAUGAGACAAUAGUAGAUGUACCCAGAAAAUGAGAAGCCUACACGAACAUCCCAUAGACUGAUAGUUUUGCCAUUUCUGGCAGGAUCACUCGGAACGUCUAAUUGUUAUGUAACUGGAGACACUUUUCAAUUUAGUGAAUAUUGUAAUCAUUAACUGUCGCUGUCUUGAUUACAACAGUUAAAUUACUACUAGCUGUUAUGGUUUGAGAGA